Molecule: messenger RNA, 7208 nt
Organism: Oncorhynchus gorbuscha (pink salmon)
Lineage: Eukaryota; Metazoa; Chordata; Actinopteri; Salmoniformes; Salmonidae
Exons: 9
Coding region: 260-5638 (1792 amino acids)
Biological process (GO): Cajal body organization; protein desumoylation
Cellular component (GO): Cajal body
Molecular function (GO): SUMO binding
Source: RefSeq, a predicted model, not a curated record
GGAAACACAACGUUUCGACCCCGAAAGAGCGGUGCACAUGGAAAAACACCGGGGACUCGAGUUGAUGAAUGAAUUAAAUUCAGAUGGAUUAUUGGAAUCAUAUUCAUCUCUAAAUUGGAUAUAAUAAGCGCUUUACUGAGCCUACCAUGCUGAAGUGGUGAGACUGGGUGGUCACAGUGAUAUGGUAAUGUAAAGUGAAUGACGCAGGACACUGACAGUACUGGCUACAACAACAAGACACAGCAGUGGUUUGCCUGUGAUGAGUGGCGACGACACUGGUUUGGGGGCCCCUGGCCCGCUAGCAGGGUAUUGGGAAAAAAUCCAGGAACGCUCAGCUUUGUUGGAGACGUGUCCAUGGUGUGCUGCUAAAGGACAGUGUCUGGCCCUGCGCUCCUACAGGAUCAACUCCCAGGAAUUCAUCACUCUCUGCACUGACCCACAGUGCCUGUUUCCCUUGGUCUCUCGUCCUUUGGAGGAUGUCCUGGCCAGCCUGGUACCCCCUCUACACCAAACUCAGACAGGGAGCAAGAGGAAGAGCCCCUGCGGAUUGGAGAACGGAGACCCUGCACCUUCCCCCAAACAUGCACGAUCGGUGGAGUCCGAAGUGGCCGAGGACGCCGUAUCACAGAGUGCAGCUCUAUCAGUCAGCGGCAUCACCAACAAACUCAAUGGGGAAGAAGAGCGCUUUAAUGGGAAGAAGGAGAGAAUCCGCCAAUCAGAACACACCAACAUGGACGUGGUGAAUAAAACCCUCAAACACACACUUCCUGAGACUGAGAGGGGAGGGGCCAACGCAUAUCACGCGGAUUCUGGUUGGUUGAUGCCAGAAGAAAUGGACCAGGAACUCCUAGAAGAGGAACAAGAUGGUGUCUUUCGCCCAGAGGACGGUACACCAACUUUAGACGAGGGUUUUCCUCUCCAAAAUAAGACUUUACCAGUCUUACAGGUGUCCGUUUCUGCUGUAGAGUCUGCUGUAGAGUCUGCUGUAGAGUCUGCUGUAGAGUCUGCUGUAGAGUCUGCUGUAGAGUCUGCUGUAGAGUCUGCUGUAGAGUCUGCUGUAGAGUCUGCUGUAGAGUCUGCUGUAGAGUCUGCUGUAGAGUCUGCUGUAGAGUCUGCUGUAGAGUCUGCUGUAGAGUCUGCUGUAGAGUCUGCUGUAGAGUCUGCUGUAGAGUCUGCUGUAGAGUCUGCUGUAGAGUCUGCUGUAGAGUCUGCUGUAGAGUCUGCUGUAGAGUCUGCUGUAGAGUCUGCUGUAGAGUCUGAAGGUGCACAAAAGGAGGUUCUCUCUACUAUACAGGAGGCUGUAUUUGCCCGAGAAAAUACUUUUUCUGCCCCGCAAGUAGCCAUUUCUCUCCCAGAGAAGAUUUCACGUCCCUUACAUGUGGCCGUUUCUGCCUCAACGUCUGCCCCAGAGAAACCCGUGGCCAAGGCUGCCUUAGUGGAGGUUGUCCCUACCUUCGAGGACACAGUGUCUCUUUUAGAGGCUCUGACGGCCCCAGGGGAAGUUACACAAUCACGUCAGAAGGUUCACCCUCCCUUACAAAGGACUGUCAAGGUUGUGUCUGCGCCAGAGGAGGUUGUGCCUGCGCCAGAGGAGGUUGUGCCUGCGCCAGAGGAGAUUGUGCCUGCGCCAGAGGAGGUUGUGCCUGCGCCAGAGGAGGUUGUGCCUGCGCCAGAGGAGGUUGUGCCUGCGCCAGAGGAGGUUGUGCCUGCGCCAGAGGAGGUUGUGCCUGCGCCAGAGGAGGUUGUGCCUGCGCCAGAGGAGGUUGUGCCUGCGCCAGAGGAGGUUGUGCCUGCGCCAGAGGAGGUUGUGCCUGCGCCAGAGGAGGUUGUGCCUGCGCCAGAGGAGGUUGUGCCUGCGCCAGAGGAGGUUGUGCCUGCGCCAGAGGAGGUUGUGCCUGCGCCAGAGGAGGUUGUGCCUGCGCCAGAGGAGGUUGUGCCUGCGCCAGAGGAGGUUGUGCCUGCGCCAGAGGAGGUUGUGCCUGCGCCAGAGGAGGUUGUGCCUGCGCCAGAGGAGCUUGCCAUGGCUCCACCUGCCAUGGAAGCUGUCCUGGUGUUGCAGGAUGCUCUGUCUGUCUUAGAGAAUGCUUCACCUGGCAUAAAGGAGGGUCUCUCUGUCUUAAAGAAAGAUGAGGAAGAGGAGUGUUUAAUCGAGGAGGAAGACGUGGCUAUACUUGUGGCUUUGGAUGAUGUCCCUGCCUCAGAAGAGGUUGAGAAGGCUCUACCUGCUUUAGAGAAAGAUGAGGAGGAGGUGGCUACACCUGCCUUGAUGGAUAAUGAGUGCGGAGAGGAUGAUCUGUCUGUCUUUGACGAGGAAGUUGGCUCCCCAGAGGUGAUGUGUAGGCCCUGUAGUGUGGACCUCAGUCAGAGCAAAGUGCCUGUUGAAGUUCAUGAUGAUGAUGAUGGUCCUAUCAAAGCUAGAAGAAGAGCUCAGAACACCCGGCAACUAAUCAGUAGCGAUGACGAGAUGACCGGCGAAGCCAUGGAAACAGAAUGGGAAGGAAGCGUCACUGAGGAAGUGGAAGUCGUGCCAUCACCGCCAAAAAAGAAAAUGGGCCGGCCGAGAAAGACUCCUAUUAUUAAAUACACGCAUGUAGUGGUGCCCAACUUUGACCCGGAAGUGAUCUCGACUGAGGAGUUGGUUCCGGUUCCCGGGCCUCACCUAUUCUGGAGGAAUGAGCAUAGUCUGUGUUGGCUGGACACCUUGCUGGUAGCGCUGGUCCACCUUCACACCCUGAGGGACAGACGGCCCACCAAGAGGCCCACUGUAGGUCAACCUGUCUGGGACCUGUGUGAGAGUUACAACCGGGCCUGUGGGCUCAUCACAGCCUACCAACACACUGGCACAGACGGUGUUCUCAGAGUGCCCUCUGCGGUGUUACAGAGGGUUCAAACUGAGAUGCAAGCCAUCAGGAUGUCUAUCUUUAGACUGCUGGAGCCGCUACUGAAAUGUAAACUGGGUCAGAAUGAGACACCUGUGUUUGCCCUGCCCCUCCUCCUCAGGGCUGACUCCUGGGCAGAACCUCUCUUCCAGCAAGCUUAUGAGUGGCAGUUUGAGUGUAUCUCAACAAAUUGUCAACAUGCCACCAACACCAAAUGUAAGAAGACCCUCACCACUUUCACCAAGGUGCUUUCUGAUUGGCACCCUCUCAACGCAGCCCACCAAUCACGUUGCAGCAAGUGUAAUAAGAGGAAGCAGACCAGGAUGUUGGUGCUGGAGAGGGUGUCUCCUGUGUUUGUCCUGCACUUUGUAGAAGGUCUUCCUGACAACGACCUCUGCGUGUACUCCUUCACCUUCCAGCAGCAGGAAUAUUCCGUCACCACAGUCAUACAGUAUGACCAGCAACUCAAGCACUUUGUCACCUGGAUACACAGAACUGACGGAUCGUGGUUGGAGUUUGACGAUCUGAAGCACCCUAACUGUGUCUCCCACACCCAGCUGGUGGUCCCUCCUAGAGAAAUCCAUGUUGUCUUCUGGGAGUUGAAGACCGACAGACCGGACAACCCACAGACACCCUGCUCUUCCCCUGUAUCCCUGACAAGCACUUUACUGAUACACAAAGAACUGCAGCAACCUCCCUUAGCCAAACUCUUUGUCAACAAUGAAUCUGAAGACAUGUCUCAGACGGUCUCUGAUGAUGCGGACGAUGACAUGGACACCACCAUCACUGCUGGCUAUAUUGCUAACGAUAUGGACGCAACAUUAACGAAUAACGUUAACUCUCCCAUCGCCAUCGGUUCCACCAGUGUGCUUCAUGGCGUACCGGUUCAAUCCUGUUACCACAACCUCUCUCUCCCCCUCCUUCACAACGACACGGCCGUUGUCGAGGCACUGACUGUGUCUGACGAUACCGACAACGACAUCAUGGACGCCACGGUAACCACCGGUAAAGCUGGUAACUCGUCUAUCAGUAGCACCACACUGCUUGACACCUUCGAGGGCCUCUCCCACGAUGACGUUGUCACCCUGACGCUCGUAGAGGUCAAAGUUGGCUCUGAUGGGAGGCCGUUGGACGACAACGAUGUCUCCCUGGCUCCCAGGCAAAAUGGAGACCUCUGUCCUCCUCUACCUGCUCCUACACCUGAGGCUGAGAACCCUGCAUCUGCCCAUGAAAUGCCCCCUGAAGGUGAAACGCCCCCUGAAACAGAUGUUGUCGUCAUCAAAAGGCCAUCGUCCCCUGAUACUGCCAGUGGGUUUCUCCAUGACAGCAGUGACGGUCCUUCUGAGCCCGACUUUGAAAAGCCCACUCCUCCUAGUCCUCCCAGGCUCAGAAGGGGCAGAAGCACCAGCAAUAAAGCCAAAAUGAUGGCAUCCAACACUCCAGUUGCACCAGCAGCUAAGGUGGUCGCAACAACACCACCAAGAACAGCUACACCAAUGGCACUUCCUGGAAAGUGUGGUGGAAUAAUCCUGCCCUCAGUUGUAUCUAUGAUGUCACCGUCAUAUGUGGAACCCAGCACCCCAGCACCAGAGGCCCCUACUCCUCCUUCUCCCCCGCCCCACUCCAAACCCGCUACUACCUCCACCUCUCUGCAGAGCAAACCCGGCCUCCCUCCACCCCCGGACCCCAACUCUCGCUGGUCCUACCUGCUUAGCCUCCACCCCACCUCCAUCCCCAAUCCCCCAAGACCAACCAGUCACUUCAAACACUCAACACCCAACCGGUUCCAGCAGCUUUCACAUAGCUGGCAGACCCCAAAGAUGGCUCCCCCCAACCCAGACGACAGGUUGAAGAAGCCUCCGCCUCUACCCAAACCCAAACUAAGUAAGGUGGACAACGAGGCCCUGCCGGUGAAGGCUGCCGAGAUGUACGGAGGGUUCCAGGCCAGAAGCAGGAUCGUAAAUAUAAACAUGAACAGCCCCUCCAAGACUUCAUCACCCACCCAGCUUCUCUCUCAAAGAACUGACCAUCAAAAUGGAAGAAUACCAAGUCAACCUCCUGCCCUCGUCUCGCAAAAACCCCUUAUCAACCACACCACUUCAGCAGUGCCUAUUGUGACCUCACUUCCUCCCUCUCCAGGAGUCACGGAGAUCCCUAACAUCUCUUCCUCCAGGAAACACAGCCCCGGGGGUCAGGUCAGUGAGACCGAUGCCCUCAGGUACAAGCUGCUGAAGAAGCUGAAAGCCAAGAAGAAGAAACUAGAGAAGCUGAAUCAGAUGCUGGGUUACCGGGGGGGUGCGGGAGGACGGGGGGAAGUAACCUGCACAACAGACAUUACUGAUCGGAGUCCCUCCCACACCGUGAGCUCUAGUACCUCUGUCUACGACAGCCCCGCAUACGACCAGUUCUUUGCUGACCUUCUGUCGCCGGCGACGACCGCCAGCAACCUGUCGCCGGCAACGACCGCCAGCAACCUAUCGCCGGACAGCACGGGUUUGCUGGAGAUGCUGACCACCAAUGGGCAAGAAGGGGGCGGGGACUUGGCGUGUGGGGGAAAUGGUAUUAGUGGAGCCUCACAGGUGGUGACACCUGUGAUCUUGCAUCCGGCCAAUCACGGUGUAGUAGUGCCACAGCCCGGUCUAGCCGAGCCAAUCCCGACCUCUGGUGAGUACUUCCUGGAAGAGUUCAUAUCCGGGUCGGCCAAUCAGCAGACGGAGAUGGAGACUGAUACCCUUAGUGCUCUCGACCUGUUCUUUUAGGCACGUUAACUACAGGUCUAGGAUCUGCUAACAACUCUUCCCCAACCCCUAAGCUUAAACGUUGGGGGGAAAUGCAAAGCUUACCUCAGAUCAGUGGCUAAGGCUACGUCUCAAAAGGCAUGCUAAUCCCUAUAUAGAGCCUCUGGUCAAAAGUAGCACCAUAGAGAUCCUAUUAAAUUAAACGAUUCUAAUGCCUAAUUAUAUGAGUAGUGCACUAUAAAGGGAGUAGUGUGCCAUUUUGGAUGCAUUCAGACAGUUUCUAGGAUAAACUGCAUGCUACUAUUCCUUUCAGUCGGGAGAGUGUGUGUGUGGCAUCAAUGGGUUGUUCUGUUCUGGGUAACAUGUGUUACAUGAAGCGGAAUCAAACUGCCAUUUUAAAGAGAGAGUUCACCUAAAUUAAAAAGUGACAUAUUGGUUUUCUUACCCUGGAAGCAGUCAAUGGACAAGGUACGAUGGCGAUCCCAUGCUUUGGUUUAGUUUCCCUGGCAUUGUCUCCACUAACGUUUGUGACACAAAUCCCAUUCAAGUCAUGGGACCGGUGUAUUCUCUUCUACACAUCCUGUUCAUAUCAUAUUUAAGUGACUUUGUUUAGAUUCACAAUGAAUUUUAGAUCAUUUUGGAUGGUUAUAUAUAUAUAUAUAUAUGCCAUUUAGCAGACGCUUUUAUCCAAAGCGACUUACAGUCAUGUGUGCAUACAUUCUAUGUAUGGGUGGUCCUGGGGAUCGAACCCACUACCCUGGCGUUACAAGCGCCAUGCUCUACCAACUGAGCUACAGAAGGACCACAACAGAUGUUUGGUUAGGACAGGAUGCAUGAAAAAUGCUAAUAUCGGUCACUUGGAUGGGAUUUCUGAUACAAAUACUAAAACGUUAGCAUAUGGAAACAAUGCCAGGGAAACUUAACCAAAGCAUGGAUUGCUGUCAUCCAUAGACCUGCUUACAGGGUAAGGAAACCAAUGCAUCAUUUUGUCAUUUGGGUGAACUGUCCCUGUACCUCUGGUAAGCACUUGGAUAUCGCUCAUGGUUUUUUUCUGUGGUUUAUCAAGAAUGUUGAAGUUGAACAUGGAGUAAUGUUAAUAUUCACUGAGGGUUUGUCCUAAAUGGCACCCUAUUCCCUACAUAGUGUCCUGCUUUUUGACUCAGGGUCUAUAGGGAUCUGAUCAAAAGUAGUGUACUUUUUUUAAAGGGAAUAAGGUGCCCAUUUGUGAUGGAGCCAUUGUACUUACAGGUUCUGAGGCUUUAAGGGAGAUUAAAAAUGGAGGUUGUUUCAGAGUAUUCUGGAACGUUAAUAGACCCAAUUAUUUGAUCCUGCUUUGUGGAAAAAACUCCUGAAGACAACAUAUGCUGUUUUUGUUUGCUUUUUUAAAAUGUUUAGUUUGUCUGAAUUACUUGAAAACUAGGGGGAAAAACCUGACAUCUAGGAUAAAAAAUAUGUUUGUGUUUUAAAGGGUGGUUCGAACUCUUAUCUUUUGAAUGUAUUUUUUGUAAUAAAAAACUGAGACAGAGUUCUAAAAUGUUGUACUGAAUCAGAUACUGUAUGUAAUUCUAAUAAAAUAUUAUUUACAUGGAUA